Molecule: messenger RNA, 1389 nt
Organism: Cladophialophora psammophila CBS 110553
Lineage: Eukaryota; Fungi; Ascomycota; Eurotiomycetes; Chaetothyriales; Herpotrichiellaceae
Exons: 1
Coding region: 1-1389 (462 amino acids)
Biological process (GO): regulation of transcription by RNA polymerase II
Cellular component (GO): nucleus
Molecular function (GO): DNA-binding transcription factor activity, RNA polymerase II-specific; RNA polymerase II cis-regulatory region sequence-specific DNA binding
Source: RefSeq, a predicted model, not a curated record
AUGGAGCAGGAGCCGGAAACCCCGGUGUCUGGGUCACCCUUGUCAGAUAUCGACUCAGACGAAUUUCCUGAAGACAAGUUCCACCAUAGAUCGCGUUCCCAUUCAAGAGACUCUACCAUCUCUGCCUCAGACGAUGAGACCGCAUCUGCUAUGAGCGCUACAGCGGUGGCUCUCGACAUCCCUCCCGCCAAACGUCGAAAGACUGGCGUUUCAAGCUACGAUCAUGCCACUCCUCAGUCAGCUUCAACCAUCAUCCCUCCUCGCUCGCCAACAGGCUCAAUAUCAAGCGACUCUUCAGGCUCGGUGCCUACUUCGCCUUCGUUUGCCAACCUUGGUCCGACGCAUCCCUUGUCGACCGCGUAUGCAGCGGCACAAGCCAACCCUGACAAUCCCGAACUGGCAGACUAUGUGCAGGUGACAAAGUGUCUAUGGGACGGCUGCACAGAUCAAGAGCAAGGCAACAUGGACAACUUGGUUUCGCAUAUCAACGACGUUCACAUCGUACCACGUCAGAAGAAGUAUUACUGCGAGUGGGAAGGCUGCGCUCGCAAGGGCCAGCCGCACACGAGUGCUUACGCGUUGAAGGCGCACAUGAGAAGCCACACCAAAGAGAAGCCUUUCAUGUGCGCCUUACCCGAGUGCGACCGUAGCUUCACUAGGUCUGAUGCUCUCGCAAAGCAUAUGCGUACCGUCCACGAGACCGAGGCCCUGCGUCCUAGUGAUCCAGUGCCCAGGGGUCAUACUGGCGGAAUCUCGAACGGAGGAUCAUCUAAUAUUCCGAUCAAAAGGCUGAAGCUGACCAUGGGCGGAAAGAUCAAUGGCGACAAAAAAGCCACCCUGGUCGGGGAUUUGCCCUCACUACCGACUCGAUAUACGGUUACUAUGAUGGGACUCAACCCCGAUGAUGUUGUAAUGGCCGAAGAUGAUGGGUCAGAAGAGCUCACUGACGCAGUUGACGUGGACAGUGUUCCGCUGUCUUUGCCUCUUCCUCCAGACUACUACCCGACCGAUAUCUGGGACGAUAUGGACGAGUACGAGCGCAAUCUUCCUCCUUCACAAUGGUUCCGUCUUUUGCGCCGGCAAAUACACUGGGCUGAACAAGAAGGACGUGAUCUGCAACAAGAGCUGGAAGGCCUACGGGCAACGACGGAAGACGCCAAGGGUAAUCCGGUUAGAAAGGGAAUGGGAGACGAAAAGGGAGCUGAUGAGAAUCGGAGGAUGGAAUGGCGUCGAUCGGAGGAGCUGCUGGACGCAGUGUUGCGGGCUGAAGUCGGACAAGUUUUGGAGAUGUUCACUGAUGAGAAGGUAGAUGAUCGAAACCCGUGGGAAAUGCUCAAAGGCCUAGACGCGCUCACGACGACCACCACCUCAGCGGCUUCAGUGGCAUGA